Agelaius phoeniceus (red-winged blackbird) is the source of this 2373-nucleotide messenger RNA. The record is from RefSeq and is a predicted model, not a curated record. Lineage: Eukaryota; Metazoa; Chordata; Aves; Passeriformes; Icteridae.
GGCGGCCUCCGGGGCACCGGCUGCGAGCGGAGCGGCACCGGCACCGGCACCGGGACGGAGCGGCCGGGCCGGAGAACAAUAGCGGCGCUGGGAACAAUGGAGCGGCCGCCGCUCCCCGCUUAGGGAUGCGGGCCGGGGCAGCGCUCCCAGCCCGGGAGUAGCGCAGGAACCGCGGCCAGCGCAGGAUCCGCGCCUCGGGGGGAGUGUGGCUGGCUUGGCUCUCCUGACCCCGCCGUGUCCCCCCCAGCCCGGUCCCCCCAUGCCCGCCCGGCCCCACCAUGGAGCUCAGCAGUGCAGGGGGCGCCGUGCCCUGCGGGAAGGACAAAUUCAUCUCCAGGAAUGAGCUGCUCCUGCACCUCAAGACCUACAACAUCUACUACGAGGGGCAGAACCUGCAGCUGCGGCACCGGGAGGAGGAAGGGGAGCUGAUCGUGGAGGGGCUGCUGAACAUCUCGUGGGGGCUGCGCCGCCCCAUCCGCCUGCAGAUGCAGGACGACAACCAACGCAUCCGCCCGCCACCCUCCUCCUCCUCCUGGCACUCGGGCUGCAACCUGGGCGCCCACGGGUCUGUGCUGAAGCCCAGCACCCUGCCGGACAUCCAGGUGACAGAUGUGGACGCUGCCGCCCGCACGGAGAAUCCUGGGAAUGGCACAGCCCCCAGGGCGGCAGAGGAGGCCCCGCAGCUGAUGAGGACCCGCAGCGACGUCGGCGUCCGGCCCCGCGGCAGCGCCCGCACGGCUGGGGAGCAGCGGCGGCUGCGGCGGCACCGCUUCUCCAUCAACGGCCACUUCUACAACCACAAGACCUCGGUGUUCACGCCCGCCUACGGCUCCGUCACCAACGUCCGCAUCAACAGCACCAUGACCACGCCCCAGGUGCUCAAACUGCUGCUCAACAAAUUCAAGAUCGAGAACUCAGCAGAGGAGUUUGCUCUGUACAUGGUGCACACGAGCGGAGAGAAGCAGCGCCUGCGCGGCAGCGAUUUCCCGCUGCUGGCCCGCGUGCUGCAGGGCCCCUGCGAGCAGGUGUCCAAGGUGUUCCUCAUGGAGAAGGACCAGGUGGAGGAGGUCACCUACGAUGUCGCCCAGUACAUCAAAUUUGAGAUGCCCAUCCUCAGGAGCUUCAUCCAGAAGCUGGAGGAGGAGGAGGACCGGGAAGUGAAGAAGCUGAAGCACAAGUACUCCAUCCUGCGGCUGAUGAUCGAGCAGAGGCUGGAGGAGAUCUGCGAGGGCCCCACGGCCAUGUGAGCGUCCCUGGGAUGUGCUGCACCAAAUCCCAACCCCAAAACGCUCCUGGUGCCCGCCUGGACGGCCCCAGCCCCGAGCCAAACCCCCCUCCCAAACUCCAUCCCCUCAAAAUCCUCGGGGGGCUCCUCCCAGGAAGGCUCUGGAUGGUGGCAGCUUCAGCCAAAACCUCAAAUCCCUGCAAAACACAGGGAAAAAAAACAAAAAAAAAGAGAAAAAAAGAGGAAAUCUCUGAGCAGCAGCAAGGAGAGGCUGCCAGGAUUGCAGAGCUGGAAUUUUGGGGGGCUCAGGUUGGAAAUGCCCGCGUGGCUCCCUGGGAGGGUCCUGCUGCUCGGCAGCAACGGAGCACAGAAAAAUUCCUCUUUUUGUUUCAGAGAAAAGCACAUUCCUGCCCUAUCACCGCAAUAAUUCCCCGGUGUUGGGAGGAUUUUGUAAAUCCCAGGGGUUGGCUGAGAUUUUGGGGGGGUUUCACCCUGACCUGGGGGCUCAUGGGUGCAUUUCCAGCCCAGGAGAAAAUCCCAUUUUCCCCCCAAAGCUGCAGCCACGGCGUGGCCCCUCCGUCCCCCCUGUAAUUUGCACUAAUAUUUCAGGAUUUUGAAGAAAACCACAAUGUCAAACCUCUCUGGUAGCUGUAAAUGCCAAAAAACCACAAAAACAAACGGCAGAGGGCCUUGAGCAUCUCGAGGGGUCUGGAUGGGAAAGGGGGAGAGGCAGGAGGAGGGGGAGGCAGAAAUAAAGAGGAUUUUGUUUUCCAAAUCCAUUUUCUAGCCAGGAAAUGAUCCUGGUGAAACCAGGACAGCACCAGCUGGAAAAACCUCUUUCCUCCCAGGCUAAACCAGCAAUACCCAUUUCAUACCUCGAUGUGAAUUAACCUCUGACUUUCUCCUCCCUUCCCUUUGAGUUUUUGCAAUGCAUCUUUGUAAUAUUUUUUUUUUAAUUUUUAAUUUUAAUUUUAAUGGUACCUUUUCCACCUUUAACUCACGUUGGGGAAAGUGUUGUACAGCGAGAGGAGCUUUGGAUGUGUUUGAAGGAUGAUUGUGGCACUGCUGCGUGGAUUAACAAGGAAAUAAAAUAAAAUAAAAUGAAAUAAAAUAAAAUAAAAUAUGUAGCAACUUCAUGCAGAAUGAAA